This is a messenger RNA of Dentiscutata heterogama, 1221 nucleotides long. Lineage: Eukaryota; Fungi; Glomeromycota; Glomeromycetes; Diversisporales; Gigasporaceae. The record is from the annotation of a GenBank genome assembly.
AUGACGCAAUUUACAUCAUUUGCUGGAUUGGGUGGGUUAAAUUUCAUUUUGUCCUGGGGUGGAACAACGGGUGCCUACAUGAUUAAGACUUGGAUAUCGUCUAAUUUCGAUAAUGAUCAUGACAAUAUGCCUUAUCAAUUAUUGGAAAGUGUAAGUGAUGUUUCAUCUAUUUUAGGAAGCAAUACUAAUGUCCCGAUUUUAGGAAAUGACGUUGAUAUAGAAACUAUAGAAAAUGAUGUUAAUACUACUCGACAAGGUCGAAAAUUUAAAAACAUUAAGAUCAUUAAAUUAUCCAAUCCCGUGAUGAUUUAUUUUAUUGUUAUUUUCUGGGUGAUUGUUUAUGGAUCAAUUCGAUAUUCAACAACAUAUAUUCCAUUCUAUCAACGAAAUAUUGAAUCAUACGCUGCACAUUCACUUGUUAAAGUUGGAUGUGUGAUUGGUGCUUACAAUAAUUAUGAAACUAAAUAUUAUGUUAAUCGAACAGAAGAAUUAGCACGAAAUGGUAGCAAAUUUAUUUUAUGGUCUGAAGCUAUAGUCUUUGUUAAUGACACGGCACAAUAUAAUGAACUUGAACAGGGAAUAAAAAAUAUAUCCCAAAUUUACAAAACCUAUAUUGGGUUUACUUAUGCUGAUGCAUCAAGUAAUGGGAAAAUAUAUAAUAAAUUAACUGUAAUAUCACCAAAUGGCGAUAUUUUGAUCAAUUAUGCCAAAACAAAUUUAGUACCUUUUGUAGAAUAUGAAGUAACUGCCGGACCCCAAAUUUUACAAACUAAUGUUACUUCAGAUUUUGGUACUAUCGGAGGUGCAAUUUGUUUUGACUAUAAUUUUCCAAGUUUUAUUAAUCAAGCAUCAGAAAAUAAUGUUGAUUUCAUGAUACAGCCCUCGGAUACUUGGGUAAGUCCAGUUGCUGGUUAUCAUUUUCGUACCAACACGAUAAGAUCAAUCGAAAAUGGAUUCACAUUAUUCCGAUGUAGUCAUUAUGGAAUCUCUGGAGCUUGGGGACCCUAUGGUCAGACCUACGUGGCAGUAGAAACUGUGGAUGAUUUAAUAAUAUCAUUUCAAAUGCCUUUAUAUAAACGUGUAAAAACAGUUUAUGGUAUAUUUGGAGAAGCUUGGGCAUGGAUUUGUCUAGCGUUUUCUAUAUUGUUUUGUAUUAUUAUGAUUGCAUUAAUUUUUUCACCAGACCAUAUUAAGAACCCUAUUAAGAAAUUAUUUCCGUGA